This is a messenger RNA of Pelobates cultripes (western spadefoot toad), 769 nucleotides long. NCBI's taxonomy places the organism in Eukaryota, Metazoa, Chordata, Amphibia, Anura, Pelobatidae. The record is from the annotation of a GenBank genome assembly.
AUGCGACCUCCCCUCCCGGACACCCAGACAGAAGGCAAGCUACAAUGCCCGGUCCAGUUGGCCGCACAACGGCAAGCUAACAACCCCACAGGCUCCAUGCACCCAAUGGGCCGGUGCCUAAGGGGACCUAUCUUGAGGAAAACCCUCCCCUAUAAUAACAGCGGCAGCCUAAAACAGACCCAGAGGACAGAGAGAGCGAACAGAACGGUGUACUCAAGCCCCCUUUACCGACAAGCUGCAGACAGCAACAGACAUCGCAAGUACAACGUGACACCCGACCGGAAGCGGGGACAGUGAGUAACGAAGCCCACAAUGGCGGCAACACCGAGCCGGACCAACAACGGCACACAAACAACAAAAGGGGCGCCUCCCGAGCACAAACAGCGGAUGAGACCAAGCAACACAGGGGCUCCCAAACGGGCAUGCAAAAUACCUCUGGCGGGAGUUGGCUGACAGAUGACACAGAUGAGACAAGCUCCCCACACGUCCCACUGUCUCUAUCGCUCUAUCUGUGACUGUCUCUGACCUAUUAUUACUGCAUGACUUUAAGAUACUCUUACACUAUCAUUCUCUGAGCUAGUCACAGUUCAUAGCAAGUCACAGUAGUGUCUAUAAUUCAGUAACCCAGGUUCACAAUGCGUCUUACCCAUAGCUUAACACUCAUCUAAUGUUUAACGGUGAAUAAGCCUACAAAAAUCAGGGUUAGUUUAUGAAGCAGAUUUUUGUCUUAAUUGCAGCCUAGCCUUAAUGUCUAACCCAUAGCCCUGAU